AUGAAACUAUCAGCGUUAUGUGUUCAUAAUAUAUCAACAAAAAAACGUAAAUCAAGAAAAAUAAAAACUUAUCAUAUAAGUAGAAAUGGUGAAAGAACAUUUUCAUAUUCUACUGAUGAUAUAAAUCGAAAUAAAUCAAAAAAUACUCGUUCUCAUCGUUUAUUUCUUGGUUCAAUACGAAUUGCUUUUGGUUUUUUAAUAGUUUUAUUAAUUAUUUUAUGUGUAAUUAGUGGUCUUCUUUAUGGUCUAGAUUUACUUAUACAAAAUUCAUGUCGAUUAGUUCAUUAUGAUCAACAAUUUCUUAUUUCAUUGAUUUCAGAUAAUUUAAUUAAAUCAAUUGAUAAUAUUGAUAUUAAUGCAACACUUAAUAAUAUAAUAAAUGAUUGUAAUAAUAAAAUACAUUUUAGUAAAAAAUUUUUGAAAGAAUUUUCUAAUGAAUUAAAUAAUGAAUUAAUUCCAAUAAUAAAAUAUUUAAAUGAAAAUAUUUAUAAACAAUUUUUAAUAUCAAUUAAAACAAUAAAUAUAUCAUCAGAAGUUAAUUUAUUGAAUAAUGUAGCUAGUUUUCUUCGUUUAAAAUAUAUUCAAAAUCGUUUAAUUCUUAUUCAUAAUGAUUUUAAUCAAAUUCAAAGAAUAUUUACACAAAUUAUUCAAUUUAACUCUCGAUUACCAAUUAAAUUUCUUAAUCAAACAUUAUAUGAAUUUGAAUUAUAUUUUGAAAAAGUAAUUGAAUCAACAAUUGAUUCAUGUCCAUUACCAAUCGAUAAUAUAUUAAAAAUAGAUAAAUUAAUUUGUCAUCAAACAGCCAAUACAAUAAAUGGUUUAUGGCUAAUCAUAUUUUUGUUUAUGUUUGCUCUUGUAUUUGGCAUUUGUAUUUUUGGUAUAUACAUCUAUAAACGAUUGAAUUAA
Molecule: messenger RNA, 906 nt
Organism: Rotaria sp. Silwood2
Lineage: Eukaryota; Metazoa; Rotifera; Eurotatoria; Philodinida; Philodinidae
Source: the annotation of a GenBank genome assembly